AUGAUUAAAAAACAGCUUGUAUACAAUCAAGAUAAUAUGUUUUUCAGAUUUUUAGCUACCGGUGUAUACUUCAAACAGCUUGCGUUUAAUUUUAAGAGAGGUGCAUCAACUAUUGGAUUAAUAGUAUUUGAAACGUGUAACGCAAUAUGGACAAUUCUUCAGCCGAUUUUUAUGGCAGCUCCUACAGAAAACACCUGGAGAACUAUAGCUGUUCGUUAUAACUCACUGUGGAAUUUUCCACAUUGCGUUGGAUCUAUAGAUGGCAAACAUUUUCGAGUCCAGAAGUUUGCUAAUAUAGGUUCAAGAAAUAUAAACUAUAAAGGUUAUUUUUCUGUCCAAUUGCUAGCUUGCGCAGAUGCUGAUGGCUGUUUUACCACCAUAGAUGUUGGAGAUUUAGCUGUCAAAAUCAAAAAUGCAUGA
Molecule: messenger RNA, 420 nt
Organism: Sipha flava (yellow sugarcane aphid)
Lineage: Eukaryota; Metazoa; Arthropoda; Insecta; Hemiptera; Aphididae
Exons: 1
Coding region: 1-420 (139 amino acids)
Source: RefSeq, a predicted model, not a curated record